AUGUCUACCCUUUCUGAUGUUUGGCUCCUUCUCGACGAUCCCCAAAUGACGUUCUCGGCUGGAAGUCAAAAAGUCUUACCAGCUAACACUGGGGCUUGGAUAGGAAAUACCUCUUCGACAAUUGGCGGAGAUAUCUCCAUCGCCUUCCAAGGCACCUCGAUAUCAUUCACGGGUGACAUUUCCCUUAGUACAACUUCUCCAACCUGGUUCCUCGCUGGGAUUGAUUUGAACUCCCCGUACAAUGUUUCAUUUCCGGAUGCUGGAACACAAAUUUACACCCAAUGGUAUCAAACUCCAAUACUCCCUGACGGGUUGCAUUUCGUCAACCUGUCGAGUAUUUUCGUGAAUGUGGACUACGCCAUCAUCACCGCAGGUGCUACAACGCAAUUGAAUGGUUCCACUAUCGUGGUCGACGACAGAAGCUCAGAGAUUACCUAUACUGGGAAUGGUUGGGCGACUAGUGACACUGAGAUAAUUCUCGGAAGUGGUUGGGUCAAUGGACCACCUUUAGGGAACACUACUCAUCGAACGAGCAACGUAGGUGACGGGUUCAGCUUUAGAUUCGCCGGUUCAAAUAUCAAUGUCUAUGGCGUCUUCGAGUGGACAGCUACAGGCAACGUGGAUGUCGAUUUUGUCCUUGACGGCGAAACAACUUCCUCUAGUCUCUUUGUUCCUCUCAAUACUGUCGUCGUUCAUCCAGAAAUAUUGAACUAUCAGCUCUUUUCUUCAGGAAAUUUACUUGCGGGUAAUCAUACUCUCAUUAUGAAUAUCACCCAAGCCAAUGGGAACCAGAGCUUCAUCCUCGAUUACUUGACAUAUCAACCGUCCUUCUCCUUCCUCGCGGGGAAGCCGAAUUUCACUGCCUCUGCCUCGUCUGCACCUGAUAGUCCUUUAUCGUCGGCGUCGAAUACGGGAAUGACAGGAGCAAUGAUCCACAAUGGCAUGAAUAUUGGGGCAAUUGUGGGAGGUGUACUUGGUGGCUUGAUAGGUAUAUUCAUCUCCCUGUUGUUUUUCCUAUGGCGUUGGCGGAGACACAGGGCAGAUAUUGAGCGGCGGUUGCAGGAAAGCAGUAGGUUAUCCUAUUUUUUGCGAGGAAGAUUAUCGGAUUCACCACCGCCUUUCUAUACCAAGUCUUCCAACCGUUUCAGCAUCUGCAUCGAAAAAUUCAAACACCACAAUUUGCUACAACCCAUACAGAUAGCAUUGCACCACCAGCUCCUACAAGAAUCUCUGGCUGGGAAGAACCUCCUGCAUAUGAUGAACUGA
Lentinula edodes (shiitake mushroom) is the source of this 1266-nucleotide messenger RNA. RefSeq lists its product as uncharacterized. The transcript has 3 exons. NCBI's taxonomy places the organism in Eukaryota, Fungi, Basidiomycota, Agaricomycetes, Agaricales, Omphalotaceae. The record is from RefSeq and is a predicted model, not a curated record. Bases 1 to 1266 code for a protein of 421 amino acids.